This is a messenger RNA of Prosopis cineraria, 2524 nucleotides long. RefSeq names its product purple acid phosphatase 23. The transcript has 13 exons. NCBI's taxonomy places the organism in Eukaryota, Viridiplantae, Streptophyta, Magnoliopsida, Fabales, Fabaceae. The record is from RefSeq and is a predicted model, not a curated record. The coding region runs from base 195 to 2039 and encodes 614 amino acids. Gene Ontology annotation, molecular function: acid phosphatase activity; metal ion binding.
GGGAAAGCGGACGCCAACGCAGGACACAAGCUGAUAAAGCCACAGGCGAAAUUGUGUUUCGCUCCGUUUUCUGAAAGUUGAAGAAGAAACUUUCACUUCAAGUCUACUGUCUUGACUGCGAGAUCUAAUCAAACAAUUGUCCGUCGUAGUAGCAGCAUGGAUAGCGUGGCGGCACUGCUUCUUUUGUCAUAUGUAUGAUCCACCUUCUUAGCCUUCGAGAAUCCUUCACGCCAUCGAAACAGAGCAACUAUCCAGCAGCUAAGAACCCAAUGAAAGUCUAUGCCUUAUGGAUAUCGCUGGCCGUUGUUCUGGCCUUAGCGAAGAUCGGAGUGACGGAACAACGCAUACCCACUACUUUGGAUGGCCCGUUUAAGCCAGUGACUCGCCGUUUCGACCCAUCGCUUCGUCGGGGCAGCGAUGACUUGCCCAUGACACAUCCAAGGCUCAAGAAGAAUGUCACCUCAAAUUUCCCGGAACAGAUUGCUCUAGCGAUUUCUUCGCCUACUGCAAUGUGGGUUUCCUGGGUUACCGGGGAUGCCCAAAUUGGUUUAAAUGUGACCCCUCUUGAUCCUUCAUCGGUUGGAAGCGAGGUGUGGCAUGGGAAAGAAAGUGGGAAGUAUAGUAGCGUUAAGAAAGGAAAUUCUCUAGUUUACAGUCAGUUGUAUCCCUUUGAGGGCCUGCGGAAUUACACUUCGGGCAUUAUUCACCACGUCAAAGUCGAUGGUCUUGAACCUGGAACCAAAUAUUAUUACAAAUGUGGAGAUAGUUCUAUUCCAGCUAUGAGUGUGGAACAUACUUUUGAGACUUUUCCAGUGCCAGCCCCAAACAGUUAUCCUCGUCGAAUAGCUGUUAUUGGAGAUUUGGGGCUGACAAGCAAUUCCACCACAACUAUUGAUCAUCUAACUUACAAUGAUCCUUCAAUGAUUUUAAUGGUUGGAGACUUAACGUACGCAAAUCAGUACCUUACCACAGGUGGGAAAGGAGCUUCAUGCUAUUCAUGUGCAUUUCCGGAUGCACCUAUUAGAGAAUCAUAUCAGCCCCGGUGGGAUGGGUGGGGAAGGUUUAUGGAGUCGUUGACCUCUGAAGUGCCUAUGAUGGUUAUUGAAGGGAACCACGAGAUUGAACCUCAAGUUGAUGGGAUCACAUUCAAAUCUUAUCUGUCAAGAUUUGCAGUUCCUGCUGAAGAAUGUGGCUCGAAGAGCAACUUUUACUACUCUUUCAAUGCUGGGGGUCUCCACUUUAUUAUGUUGGGAGCAUAUGUUGACUACAACAGGACCGGAGCACAGUAUGCUUGGCUGAAGCAGGAUCUCAAGAGCAUAGAUCGUAGUGUAACCCCUUGGCUGGUAGCUGCAUGGCAUUCUCCUUGGUAUGACAGCUAUGCCUCACACUAUCAAGAAUUUGAGUGCAUGAGGUUGGAAAUGGAAGCACUUCUGUAUCAAUACAGUGUUGAUAUUGUUUUUACUGGCCAUGUGCAUGCAUAUGAGCGGAUGAAUAGAGUUUAUAAUUAUACAUUGGAUCCAUGCGGACCUGUUUACAUUACUGUUGGAGACGGUGGAAAUAUUGAGAAAGUAGAUGUUGAUCAUGCAGAUGACCCUGGGAAGUGUCCUUCCCCUGGAGAUAACAAACCAGAAUUUGGAGGGGUUUGCCAUUUAAAUUUUUCUUUUGGUCCUGCCAAAGGUAGCUUCUGUUGGAACAAACAACCUAAUUGGAGUGCAUUUAGAGAAAGCAGCUUUGGACAUGGGAUACUGGAGGUUUUGAACUCUACAUAUGCCUUGUGGACUUGGCAUAGAAAUCAAGAUACUUACGGGGAAAAUGCUGUCGGGGACCAGAUAUUCAUUGUGCGGCAGGCUGAGAAGUGCUUAAAAGACUCAAAAGGAAGACCUCAGGCGAAUAUCACCUUUAAGUGCUUUGAGUUCCUGGUCAAGUUAGAGCAAUCUCUUGCUCCCUCUUCUUCUGCUGCUUCCAGAAGCCUGUCUCAUGAUUUCUCUCUCGUGUCACAGUUCUUGGGUGGUCUCUUUUUGCUUUACCUUCUCAGUUAGAGUGAAACAAGGUGCUGCAAAGUUCCUCAGCCAAAGUUCGCCUCCAGAUAGUGGGAUAAAAUGAUUUGUACAUAAAAUCAGAACGAUCAAAUGCAGAGGCCUGGCCGGCCCGUCUUCAACAAUCAACAGUGCAUUUCCUUGAGGGAGGUACUUUAGGAUGUUUGUCUGUGCAAGAAAUUUCAUAUAUUACUAUUUUAGAUGGAUGUGGCUUUAUGUGGUGUUUGUGUGAGGGAGAUGAAGUGAAAACGAAGCAACAGAUGACUGCUGAGUAUGACCAAUAAAGUUGCCUUGUCAUAAAUGAGAAUGCCAUAAAGUGCGAGCAGGGAAUGGAAUUUUAUCAUUCAUAUGUGAUUUUCUUUUUAAAAGAAUAUGUUUUAACUUGGCCUACAAUGCAAAUUAAAUUCCUUAACAUUACUUUGGUUAUUUAUUUUUUUCAUUUUUAUAUUUAUUUUAAAUUUAAUAUAAACCUGCCAAGUUAACUCACA